AUGAACGCGCAGCUGGACGGCCUGUCGGUGAGCUCGUCCUCCACCGGCUCGCUGGUCUUGGCGGCCGGGCCGGGCGGCGGCGGCGGGGGCUCGGGGCUGCGGCUGCUGUCGGCCAACGUGCGCCAACUGCACCAGGCGCUGACCGCGCUGUUGAGCGAGGCGGAGCGGGAGCAGUUCACCCACUGCUUGAACGCCUACCACGCGCGCCGCAACGUCUUUGACCUGGUGCGCACCCUGCGCGUCCUGCUGGACAGCCCGGUCAAGCGGCGCCUGCUGCCCAUGCUGCGCCUGGUCAUCCCACGCUCCGACCAGCUGCUGUUCGACCAGUACACGGCGGAGGGUCUCUACCUGCCCACUACCUCCUCCUACAGGCAGCCCUCCUGGGGCGGCCCCGACGGCGCGGGGCCCGGGGAGGUACGCCUGGUGAGUCUGCGGCGUGCCAAGGCCCACGAGGGCUUGGGCUUCAGCAUCCGCGGGGGCUCGGAGCACGGCGUGGGAAUCUAUGUGUCGCUGGUGGAACCGGGUUCUCUGGCCGAGAAAGAAGGGCUGCGGGUCGGGGACCAGAUUCUGCGUGUCAACGACAAGUCUCUGUCCCGGGUGACCCACGCCGAGGCCGUCAAGGCUCUGAAGGGCUCCAAGAAGCUGGUGCUGUCCGUGUACUCAGCAGGGCGCAUCCCAGGGGGCUACGUCACCAACCACAUCUAUACCUGGGUGGACCCACAGGGCCGAAGCACGUCCCCACCCUCAAGCCUGCCCCAGCCCCACGGCAGCUCCCUGAGGCAACGUGAGGGGGACCGGAGGAGUGUCCUGCACCUCCUGCAGGACGGGGAUGAGAAGAAGGUGAACCUGGUGCUGGGGGAGGGCCGCUCCCUGGGCCUCACCAUCCGAGGGGGUGCUGAGUACGGCCUGGGCAUCUACAUCACUGGUGUGGACCCAGGCUCAGAAGCAGAAAGCAGCGGGCUCAAGGUUGGGGACCAGAUUCUGGAGGUGAAUGGGCGGAGCUUCCUGAACAUCCUGCAUGAUGAGGCGGUCAAGCUGCUCAAGAUGUCCCCGCACCUCAUCCUGACGGUGAAGGACGUCGGGAGGCUGCCCCACGCCCACACCACCGUGGACGAGACCAAAUGGAUCGCCAGUUCCCGGAUUGGGGAGCCCACCUCCAACGCCACAGGGUUUCCUGGGGACCUCGCAACAGAAGGGAUGAACAAGCCAGGAUUCUACAAGGGGCCGGCCGGCUCCCAGGUGACCCUGAGCAGCCUGGGGAACCAGACGCAUGUGCUGCUGGAGGAGCAGGCGAGGCACCUGCUGACGGAGCAGGAGCGGGCCACGAUGGCCUACUACCUGGACGAGUACCGCGGGGGCAGCAUCUCUGUGGAGGCGCUGGUCAUGGCCCUGUUUGAGCUGCUCAACACCCAUGCCAAGUUCUCGCUCCUCUCAGAGGUGAGAGGCACCAUCUCCCCUCAAGACCUGGACCGCUUCGACCACCUGGUGCUGAGGCGGGAGAUUGAGUCAAUGAAGGCGCGGCAGGCCCCAGGCCCGGCAGUCGGCGACACCUACUCCAUGGUCUCCUACAGUGACACGGCCUCCACGGGCAGCCGCGGCACCUCCACCACCGUCAGCUCAGCCAGGGAGCGGCUGCUGUGGCUUAUAGACCUGAUGGAGAACACGCUGGACCUGGAGGAGACUGGCGAGGCUGCCCAGGGCAGUGUCAACCCCCUCCCGGAUGUCUCCCUGGAUGAUGUCAAGUCCACCUCCAAGGGGCUGCUGACCUCCAAGCCACCACCUCCCUCGCCACCCCUGGCCCAAAGCCAUGACCACUCGCUCGCCCAGCCAAGGAAGCCAGGGAGAGAGGACCUCCAGCCGCCCCCCUCCGAGCCAUCCCACUUGGGCAUCAUCUUCUCCGCUCCGAGGAACCGGAGCCCACCAGCAGGCACCGUGCCCUCCCCGGGGGCUUCCUCCACACAGGACGCACCCUCCUCCCCCAUCUAUGCCUCCGUCUCCCCUGCCAACCCCGGCGCCAAGAGGCCACUGGACACCCACCUGGCUUUGGUCAACCAGCACCCCAUCGGUCCCUUCCCCCGGGUCCAGUCGCCCCCGCACCCGAAAAGCCCUCCUGUAGAGGCCACAGCUCCUGGGGGCUGCCUUCCGCCGCCCUUGCCCUCCGGCCCCCCAGAGCAAACGGGCACACACCAGCACUUUGUCAUGGUGGAGGUGCACCGCCCGGACAGCGAGCCGGACGUGAAUGAAGUCAGAGCCCUGCCUCAGGCCAGAGCAGCCUCUACGCUCUCGCAGCUGUCUGACAGUGGGCAGACCCUGAGCGAAGACAGUGGUGUGGAUGCUGGUGAGACGGAGGCCAGGGCGCCCGGUGGAGCCAGGCAGAUGGCAUCCACCAAGAGCAGGGGCAGCAAGGAGCCACCUGGGAACGAGAGGACCGCAGAGGGGGCUGCCAAGCCGCCUGGCCUCCUUGAUCCUACAUCCACCCUGGUCCGUGUGAAGAAGAGUGCGGCCACCCUGGGCAUCGCCAUCGAGGGCGGCGCUAACACCCGCCAGCCCCUGCCAAGGAUCGUCACGAUUCAGCGAGGCGGCUCGGCUCACAACUGUGGGCAGCUCAAGGUGGGCCACGUGAUCCUGGAGGUGAACGGGCUGACGCUUCGUGGCAAGGAGCACCGGGAGGCUGCCCGCAUCAUUGCCGAGGCCUUCAAGACCAAGGAGCGAGACUCCAUCGACUUCCUGGUCACCGAGUUCAACGUGAUGCUCUAGGCCCCGGGGCCCCACGCCACUCCACCACUGCCUGGCCCCCGGCCCCGGCCCCUCUUCCCUCCCACACUCAGAGGGCCCAGGGCUGCGUGGCCUGAGUGGCAGGAAGACAUUGUCCAUCUCAAGGCCCAUUGGACCCGAGCUGGGCAGCAGAGGUCUGGCCAGGCCCUGGUGUGUGCCGGUGCAGUAGGCACUCCGUACCCAUGUGGACUAUGA
Messenger RNA from Echinops telfairi (small Madagascar hedgehog), 2970 nucleotides. It is a transcript of the gene WHRN, whose product is annotated as whirlin. Gene Ontology annotation, biological process: auditory receptor cell stereocilium organization; sensory perception of sound. The transcript is spliced from 13 exons. Gene Ontology annotation, molecular function: protein binding. Lineage: Eukaryota; Metazoa; Chordata; Mammalia; Afrosoricida; Tenrecidae. Gene Ontology annotation, cellular component: stereocilium tip; photoreceptor inner segment; stereocilia ankle link complex. The record is from RefSeq and is a predicted model, not a curated record. Bases 1 to 2757 code for a protein of 918 amino acids.